Molecule: messenger RNA, 2457 nt
Organism: Hyla sarda
Lineage: Eukaryota; Metazoa; Chordata; Amphibia; Anura; Hylidae
Gene: CERS1
Product: ceramide synthase 1
Exons: 7
Coding region: 564-1661 (365 amino acids)
Biological process (GO): ceramide biosynthetic process
Cellular component (GO): membrane
Molecular function (GO): sphingosine N-acyltransferase activity
Source: RefSeq, a predicted model, not a curated record
CCCUCCAUUCAAACGUGCUGGGAAUAUAUAGACAGCUAGGCUGGCACGGGAGCUCCCCAGACUGCAGGCAGCGUUCUCCCUGGCAGUGCCCGUGCUUGUCUGCCCACAUUACCAGGCUGGACGUGAUUGCUCUGUCCCCUCUCCUCCCCGCUAGAUCCUGCCCUGCUACACCAGAUCCUGCCAAUCAGGGCGAGGGAGCCUCACUGCACCAGCUGCCCCUUCCUCCCCAGCCAGGGAGCUGCUGCGGAACCUCCUCCCCACCCUGCCACCCGCCUGUCCCCCCUUUAUUUCAUAUAACCAGGGUCGGCAUGCCCCUCUGACUGAUGUGCAGGAGAUAAGGCCAGGAAGGGGCACCCCGAGCAUCAUUCUCUGCCCCCUAAGAAGGGCUCCCAAGGACCAAGUCAGCUGAUGCCAGUGCCACCCCUCUCUCCUGCAUGUAAGGCUAGCUCUUCAUGGACUUCAUGUUCUAUACGUUUUCCAUGCUUAUGCCAUUGAUGUGCCAAUCCUAAUAGGAAUUGGCAUACCAGCACUAAAGAAGAAUAGCAUUCUGCAUCUAAAUUCCUAUGCCAGACAUGGAGCCAGAACAUAAGAUCCAGCAUGUGGAGAUGCCACCUUCCCUGGGUUAUGUGGACAUUGUCAUUCAAAGUGCUGGGCAAUUCAUUGGAGCCCUGAAAGAAUGCAAGGACUGUGGCUGGGCAUCAUCAUGGCACACCUUACAGACUCAUGCCCAUUUCUCCUGGAUUGAGUUGUUGUGUGUUAUACUUUGUGCCCUGGCAUGGACUGGUCUACGCAUGGCAACUACUACAUGGAUCUUUCAACCAUUUAGUAAAUGGUGUCAGCUGCGGCCAAGAGAAGCAGAAAAGGUUCCAGAGAGUGCAUGGAAGCUCCUCUUCUACAGUUGUUCCUGGACUUAUUGUUCAUACCUCCUUUUCUUCACCGAACACAACUUCUUUCAUGACCCCCCUUCUACAUUUAAUGGUUGGAAGUCAGGAGUGGCUGUGCCCAAGGAAAUUGUGCUUGUAUAUCUCAUCCAAGGCAGUUUCUAUGCUCAUUCUACAUAUGCUACUUUAUAUAUGGACGCAUGGAGAAAAGACUCCAUUGUAAUGAUAGUACAUCAUGUGGUCACCUUCACUCUAAUUUCUUUUUCAUAUGCUUUCCGAUAUCACAACAUUGGAAUUCUAGUACUUUUCCUUCAUGAUUUUAAUGACAUUUUGCUGGAAUUCACCAAACUCAACAUCUACUUCAAAACACGAGGUGGAACAUACCAGAAAAUCAAUGGCAUUAUUACAGAUAUUGGCUCCGUACUGUUCAGUGUUAGCUGGUUCUGGUUCCGGCUCUACUGGUUUCCAAUUAAGGUCCUUUAUGUCACAUGCUGUUCCAGCCUUGAAUCUAAUCCAAACAUCCCAUUUUAUUUCUUCUUCAAUGUCCUACUAUUCUUAUUGACACUUAUGAAUAUUUAUUGGUUUUUGUACAUUGUUAUGUUUGUGGUGAAAGUGCUAACCGGCCAGGUUAAAGAAGUAAAUGAUGUCCGGGAAUAUGAUAUCUCUGAAGGUCAGAAAAUGGGGGUCCAGGAUUACAACAAUACAUCUACAAGGCACAAGGAUACCAUGAAUAGCAAGCAACACAUGUCAAACGGAUAUGUAAAGAAGAAGAGAGUGUAACAGUGGUUCAUUACAGUCCUAUAUACUGUGGUAUUCUUCCAUCCAACAAAGAGUUAUACAGCCUUGUAUUGCCAGACAUGUGCUACAAAGAACUGAUUUUUUUAAUUUUAUUUAACUACUGUAUUAUCAGCGCCUCAACAUAAUUCACCUCAGAACCUCAAGUAUUUAACAUAUUCUUGUGCAUUAACAUUAUAUUGUUUUAUGGAACAGUUGAUGCUGAACUUAACAAUUGUUUUAAUAUUUCUUAACUAUAACAAAAUCUAAACGAUCAUGUGUUCUUUGCAUUUUAUACCCUUGACUGGUAUUGUUAAUGUUUAUUAAGUAAGGGAUAAAAUCUACUCAGUAACAGGUAAGUAAGCUAUAGAGCAAUGGUUCCUUUCUUAUUUUGUGGCCCAAUUCUAUCAAAAUCUAAUAACCCACCAACCCCAAAUUAAAAUUCUUGGCUUACCUUUUCUUUCAAGACCUAUAUUGUUUAUAUUUUUCUACCGACAGAGUUGAAUUAGGGCUUACUUUCUGUGGUCACGGUGUACUUUUUACAGUUACCCUUUCUUUUACCAUAUAGCGCAUAAAGUCGGAAAAAAAUUAUUUCUAGGGUAAAAUUGCAAAAAAGUGGAAUUGCACAAUUUUGCGUGCAAUCAUUUUUUUCUGAGUUCACUGUACAGUAAAACUUACUAAAAACCUGCUAUAUUUAUUUCUAUGGGUCAGUACAAUUCCAACAAUAACAAAUUUGAAUCAUUUUUGUUUUGUUUUUUUCCAAUUAAUAAACAAAUAAGUAAAUAAAUAAAUCUGUGCCAUG